UCCUUCUUCGAGAUGAUCGCUUCAAUUGAUUAAGUAACGUUUAAUUGGACACUUAACUAAUCUUUGAUUAAUCAUCUGAUAAGGAUUUAUUCUCGUAUUUCUAUUGUGUCUCGCAAAAUGCGUAAACCACAGUUUGUGUUAUUGACAAUUGUCGUAAGUUUAUGGCUCGUGCAAGGCCAAAAAAAACCAAACUUUGCCGCCAAUCGUAGCGUAAUAGUCCAUUUAAACGAAUGGAAGUGGGCUGACAUUGGUGAUGAGUGUGAGAGGUACCUCCAGUAUGGGUCCUUCGGCGGAGUCCAGAUUUCGCCAGUCGCCGAAAACGUGAUUGUCAAAGGCCGCCCAUGGUGGGAAAGAUACCAGCCCGUGAGUUACAACCUCACCACUCGCUCAGGCUCCGAAUCCCAACUCUCUGACAUGAUUUCCAGAUGUAACAAAGUCGGAAUUAGGAUUUAUGCAGAUGUGAUCUUUAACCACAUGGCGGCUCUUACCGGAAUUGGCACGGCAGGAAAUAAAGCAAUGAGCGACGUUAAAAUUUAUCCCGGCGUGCCUUACACUCCGGAGGAUUUUCAUCCUACUUGUAAUAUUCCGAAUUAUUUAGAUCCCGAAGUUGUGAGGAACUGCGAACUUAAUAAUCUGAGAGACUUAGACCAAUCCACACAGAACGUCCAACUGAGAAUUGUAACGUAUUUGAAUAAGUUGAUUGGGCUAGGGGUUGCAGGCUUCCGGGUUGAUUCGGCUAAAUACAUCGCGACCGAACAAUUGGAAGAAAUUUACUCCAAACUUAACGAUCUCAACACGAGUUUUUUCCCGCCCAAAACCAGAUCUUUUAUCUACCAAGACGUUCCAGUUUUUGACAAUGAUGUGAUCGGUAAUGAGGGCUACGCAAAAUUGGGAAAUGUGCUCGAGUCGAGAUUUAGUCUGGCGAUAAGUCGUGUCUUCAGCGGCAAAGACAAUUUAACGAAUUUGCAAAAUUGGGGCCCCGACUGGGGCUUCAUCCCAACCAAUGACUCAGUUGUCUGUCACAACAACCAACGAAACGGCCAAAUUUUAAACUACCAAGCUCUAAAACUGUACAAAAUGGCUCUAGCUUUCAUGCUAUCACACCCCUAUGGCUUGCCAAGGAUCAUUUCGAGUUACUUUUUCCACAACAAGGACGUAGGUUCUCCGCAGGAUUCGGACGAAAACGUCAAAUCUCCGAUUAUUUACACGGAUGGUUCUUGUGGGAACGGUUUUGUGUGUGAACACCGUUGGCCCCAAGUGAGGAACAUGGUCGAUUUCAGGAAUGCGGUUUCAGGGACUGAGAUUGGGAAUUGGUGGUCAAAUAACGAACAACAGAUUGCGUUUUCUCGAGGGAGUGUUGGAUUUAUUGCGUUCGCAAAUGGAGGAAAUUUGACUGAGAAAAUUCAAACUGGGCUAGCUGCCGGCACUUAUUGCGACAUUAUUUCGGGGAGUUUGGUCAACAAGACUUGCACCGGCAAGAGUGUGGUUGUUGAUGGUAAAGGAGUCGCCAGUAUUAGGAUUUUGGAGUCGGAUUUCGAAGGAGUUGUUGCGGUGUUUGUUAACAGUAAAAAAUAAAUCGAUUAAUUUAACUGUG
Messenger RNA from Tribolium castaneum (red flour beetle), 1594 nucleotides. RefSeq names its product alpha-amylase-like. The record is from RefSeq and is a predicted model, not a curated record. Gene Ontology annotation, molecular function: alpha-amylase activity; cation binding. Gene Ontology annotation, biological process: carbohydrate metabolic process. NCBI's taxonomy places the organism in Eukaryota, Metazoa, Arthropoda, Insecta, Coleoptera, Tenebrionidae.